This is a messenger RNA of Morone saxatilis (striped sea-bass), 1852 nucleotides long. RefSeq names its product retinol dehydrogenase 14b (gene rdh14b). Bases 230 to 1201 code for a protein of 323 amino acids. Lineage: Eukaryota; Metazoa; Chordata; Actinopteri; Moronidae. The transcript is spliced from 2 exons. The record is from RefSeq and is a predicted model, not a curated record.
UUGAGCCGUUUGUUAGUUGAGCCGUUUGUUAGUUGGGCCGUUUGCUUUUCGGUGCACUCGUUUACUCAAAGUCAUAUGUAAAGUGUGCGAAAAAUACAAAUAUCAUGUGACAAGUCCACAAUAAGUUGCCUAAGUAGUAUUUCCGGGGCAAUUUUGUAACUUGGUCUCAUAACACACCGUGCCACCGAGAUAUCCUGCCCUUGCUUCCCGGUCACCGGUCUCCGCUUCCAUGUCCACUGCGGUGCUAGUAGCCGCUGUUGUCGGCGGUGGGGUGCUGCUGCUGAUGCGCCGUUUAUUCCCCCGGCAGAAAGCCGUGAAGCUGCUCCGGUAUCCCGCCGACACCAUGCGAGGGAAGACGGUCAUUGUGACCGGGGCUAACUGCGGGAUAGGGAAGGCCCUGGCCGGGGAGCUGCUGAAGCUCCAAGCCCGGGUCGUCAUGGCCUGUCGGGACCAGCGGAGCGCCGAGGAGGCAGCUAAAGACAUCCAGAAACAGGCGGGACCAGCACAGGGCCAGGUGGUCGUCAAACACCUGGACCUGGCUUCUCUCACAUCAGUCCGGACAUUUUGUGAGGAAAUACGUCAGGAGGAAUCCAAGAUCGACGUGCUCGUCAACAACGCAGGCGUCUACCAGUGUCCCUACACAAAGACAGAGGAUGGUUUUGAGCUGCAGCUAGGUGUGAAUCACCUGGGUCACUUCCUCCUCACUCACCUCCUGCUGGACCUCCUGAAGACCUCGGCUCCCAGCCGCAUCGUCGUGGUUUCCUCGAAGCUCUACAAGUACGGCCAAAUCAACUUCGACGACCUGAACAGUGAAAAUAACUACAAUAAGGCUUCCUGCUACAGUCAGAGCAAGCUGGCCAACCUGCUCUUUACACUCGAACUGGCCCGCCAGCUGGAGGGCACGGGGGUCACGGUCAAUGCUCUCACCCCGGGCAUCGUGAGGACCAGACUAGGCAGGCAUGUCCAAAUCCCCUUCCUGGCAAAGCCGCUGUUCUACCUCGCCUCGCUACUCUUUUUCAAGAGUCCAUUGGAGGGGGCCCAGACUCCGCUUUAUCUGUCCUGCUCCCCCGAGGUGGAGGGAGUUUCGGGAAAGUGUUUCGCUAACUGCGAGGAGGAGGAGCUGAUGGCCAAAGCUACAGAUGACCGGGCAGCCAGGAGACUGUGGGACAUAAGCAGGAGGAUGGUCGGGCUCGCUAACUGAGCAGAGACCUGUUCUGUGGACCGUGCUGGGGAGGACUCGUGUGUUCUUGGAUAAAAUACUUAAUCUCCAGCAGCCCCACAGACACUGCGGGAGAUGGCUUGUGAAAAGACUGAUUGCCACCUUGGGGAUAUAAUUAUUAAUUGAAUGACGUAUUGUGCCACUGAAGUGUUUAAAUUAAGCGUCUGUGAGCAAGAGUGCAUAAAGCUUUGAAUUUAAAAAAAAAAACGUGCCCGUGAAAUGAAUUUUCAUACCUGCUCUGUAAUAACCGAAGUCUUCGUCAUGCACAUGUACAUGUAAUAAAAAUAAUCUGGUUACCCGUGUACGUGGCCAGUGAAGAUCAUUUAUCCAGGGAAAUUAGGUUUCUCCAAUCCCCAAACCUCGAUUACAGCAAAAGACUAGACAUGAACUUUUUGGCUUCCUAGAAAUACACUCAGGAAGGUGAGAAAACACAGAGCUCGAUGGUAGAUUUUCCUGUCAAAACUACUUUAAAAUCAACCUUUCAGUGCAAACAGAUGUGGAGAUUAUUCCAAAAACUAACUAAUUCACAGUCUCCAGGAAGCCUGCUCAAUCUGGGUACAUUAUAAAAUACAAAAAUAGCGGCUUGCUCUCUUGUCUUUAUGCCUGACCAAGAUUCACACACACACACACACA